UCGGUUACAACGCAGACACUGCCGCCGCUCGCAGACACUACUCUGCUCUCUCUCAAUCUCCCUCUCUCAUGGCGGACUCCUCGACCCGCGGGACGAAACCCUAAUGGAGAACUGGCGGCGCCGCCACGUCCCCGCGCCGUAGCCUAGCAGCAGCGAGCUCCGUCUCAAGGAUAACGCCAGUGCUUGCCGAUCCGGUGGGGAAAAGUGGGAGCACGGAGCAGCCUCGCCUCGGCGGGGACGCGGCGCCCACCAUGGGGAGCGAUCUCAAGGAGAUGAAGUACAGGCGGAGGAUUGGGGUGGAGGAGCGGCCGCAAUGCAGCGACCCGAGGGGCGGCGGCGCGGACUGGCCCGCGCUGCAGCAGGACCCCGUCGAGCUGCUGCGCAAGCUGGACGAGCUCAGGGACCAGAUCACGCGCUCCUGCAACGUCGUCGGCCAGCCGCGGGAGCACCGCAGGGUCAGCCGACGUGCGGUCUCCAUGCUCCCCGAGCAACUUGAGCCACCGCCUCUGCCGGCGUACCACCGCUCCCGCUAUGGCGGGCGGUAUGGGCACGGCUUGCCACCACCGAGCCCAUACGCACCGCCACGCCCUGAACAUGGGGAAAGGUAUGUGCGGCAGUCUAGUGGGCACUACCGCCAGUACCCUGCGACUGGGAGGCAGUCGGAGAACGGUGGGAUGGGGCCUGGGGGCUACCAUCACUAUGGGUGUGCCUGUCCACACUGUCUUCAUGGGCAGAGGCCUUUGCAGCAAGAGGAGAACAUCCCAAUGGCGAGAUACUUUGCCGGGCAGCAUGAAUCAUACCGGUUCCAGAGGUCGCCAUCAGUGUCAUCCGAUUAUGAUAGGAGGUCUGUGGCGUCAUCACUUUACUCUCAUCGGUCUGUAUCAAAGAGGAGGGCAGAGUACUUCAGGAAAAAGGCAGAACAUAUCUGCCGUCCAGUGGAUGGUGCUGCACCUUUCUCUGUAUGCAGUUCAUGUUAUAAACUACUGCAGAUGCCUAUGGGAAAAUGCAUAGGGAGGAAGCAGAAUCGGUUUCAAUGUGGAUCUUGUUGUCAGAUAAUUAGUUUGAAGCAUGAAGAAGAAAAUGGUAUUCCCUUUGUGCCAUCAUCAUCCUUAUAUGCUCCUGAAAUGGAGCAAUGCUCAAGUGACCAGAUGAGGAGAGAUUCUGCCCAUCAACGCCAUGAGGAUUUCAAUUCUAUGUUCUACAAUUCAAUUGAUCAUAGCAACAUGCAAAACAACAUGGAUUUCACCGAUGAUAAUUCACUUUCUUCGACCAUGAGUAAUGACAGGAUUGAAAAAGAGUGUGGUUCAACUAGAAGCAUUCAGUCAAAAGCUGAGGGUCUCUCUUUCUCUCCAAGUAGGUCUGUAGACAUUGGUAGCCCAAAGGAUAUAUUGUGUGAGAGGGAGGCAGACUGCAAGGUGGAGCCUUCUGUAGAUGGUCCACUUGGCCCACGAUCUCCAGCUUUAGAGGACAAACUUGUUGACCCAUUGUGUGCCCAAGAAAAUGGUAACGAUGAGGAUGAUCAAGGCAUGCCUUACAGAUCAGACCUAACUUGCAAAGGAGAGUAUGAUGUUAGUGAUGAGUAUGAUGUGGGCAUUAGUACAAGAAGCAAACAGGAGAGCAAUGAAGAUGACAAAGAUGCCACUGAAGAUGAAAGGUCAUACAGAAGUUAUGAACAGAAGAGCAAGAGCAAGGAAGAUGACUGUUGCAAUGUUGAGGAUAGUAGCAAAACAUACAGGCAGAAUAGUGGAGAAGAUGACGCUAGUAGUCUAGUAGAUGGAAGUGAAAAGUAUGAGUGUAUGAAUAUUAAAGAUGACGAUAGCAGCCCCGGAGGUGAGGACACAUGGAAUAAAUAUGAGCCAAAGGUCAAAGGAGAUGAAAAUUGUGUUCUUGGAGCUGAGAGUAUUCACAACAAUUGUGAUGAAAAUAAUAAAGAUUUCAUAGGAACUGGAAGCAUAAGUUUGAGACAUGAAGAGCUGAAAAUCGAAGAAGAUAACGGGAAAUUGCAGCAGCCAUUUAUUGAGGAUGCCAAUUCCCAAGCAGGGAGUGGUUCAUCAAUUAAUGAGCGGACAAAUUCUGGGUUUUCUCGUGGUUCCUCAGAGACUGGGUUAGAUGAAGACCAGUCCUCAACCGGUAAGAGUGGGGAUUCAUCAUUUUUUGCUGGUUUCUUGAAGAAGGGUUUCAAGGACCUUUCUUUAUUAAAUAAGUCCAUGGACAGUGUUAAGGUUUCAAUUAAUGGUCAUCCAAUCUCUGAAAGAGCCCUUAAGAAGGCAGAGAAGAAAGCUGGUCCUGUUGAUCCAGGUUCAUAUUGGUACGACUACCGUGCUGGUUUUUGGGGUGUCAUGGGACGAGAGUGUAUCGGCAUUGUCCCUCCAUUUAUUAGAGAAUUUAAUUAUCCGAUGGCCAGAGAUUGUGCCGGUGGGGAUACUGGUGUUUUUGUCAAUGGCAGAGAACUGCACCAGAGAGAUUUAGAUUUACUUGUAGGAAGAGGAUUACCGCGGAUAUCUGGAAAGUCAUAUUCUAUUGAGAUGUCAGGAAAUGUAAUUGAUGAAGCAACUGGGAAAAAACUACGCAGUCUUGGAAAACUUGCUCCCACGAUUGAGAAGUUGAAGCGUGGUUUUGGCAUGCACGUCCCUGAAGAGUUUAGAUAACUGGUUCUAGUACAGGUCUUGGCUUUGCUAAUAGUACACUCUUCAAAGAUUACCAUGGGGUGCAAACCUAUGAUUUCUGCGGAUUGUGGUAUUAAAUCUCAGAUUUCUCUGAAUUGGACUGGAGCUCUACAAGCAAUACUUAAGAUCCUUGGUGUGAAGCGAAGGGUGGCACUCAAGAAGCCAAGAUAAUGUGGUCUAAUGCCUUAACUACCAAUAGUAUCCCUCCUGCUAAUUCCAUUACUUUAAUGGAAAGCACGUUUGCUAGUGACUCUAGUCUAUCAGGCAGUUCUUAACUUCACUGCUCUGCCUGUACAUGCUAUUCCUCAAAUGUGUUAUCAUUGUCGGUACAUUGCCCCAUCACAGGCAACAUAAGUGUUGUUAGAUGUAUGAGCCAUUGUCGGCUUGUAAUAUAUUGGUAGAGAUAUGCUUCCCCUAACAUUUUUUUAUAUGUAUAUAUGUGCUCUUGAUUCAUGAAACUCUUGCCGAUAUGAUUGGCUUUCGGCUCU
Molecule: messenger RNA, 3154 nt
Organism: Sorghum bicolor (sorghum)
Lineage: Eukaryota; Viridiplantae; Streptophyta; Magnoliopsida; Poales; Poaceae
Exons: 5
Coding region: 252-2648 (798 amino acids)
Biological process (GO): regulation of defense response to fungus
Source: RefSeq, a predicted model, not a curated record